UAGGCACAAGUUGCCUCCAUGACCAAACAGCUCUGGAGUUUUUGGCUCCUAUCCCGGAUUAGGGUUAACUCUUCCGACUAACAGAUUUUCUUAGGCGCCAACUGAAAAACUUCCUUGGACCUUGCAAUUCCCACUUCUCACUACAGCUAUUAUAACAACAAACAGGUACAAGUAACUCACCAUUUUUCCCCUCGUUCAAAGCUCCAUUGCAUUUCUUCUAUCUUCUUUCUCUUCGCCGUCGGACAAUGCUGCUGUUGCACUGUAAGUUGUCGAGUAUUUUUGUGAUAUGAAAACGUUCGGCCAUUGUAUUCCAUUUGAUCGAAACCUUCAAAACUGUUUACUGUAGCAAUCUAGAAGAUGAAUUUGUUCAUGAUCACGUUAAGUUUUGUUCUGUUGGGAGGACUUGGAUUUCUGAAUUCUGCAAUGGACUUAAUUCUGAAGGAUUUUCUAAGAGAUUUUGAGCAGGCAGGGUUUCAUGGAGAUAAUGUAGAUGUACCUUCGGGAAAUGAGUGCAAAUUUGUACUUUUGAUUUCACAUGGACGUAGACAUUCUUUUGACUUUUAAUGCAUGCUGCUGCAUUGUGAUCCUCCAUUGCAGCGUCUUGCAUAUUAAUUUGGGUUAGUUUGUCUAAUGCUGGCUGCAGUGCUUAUGAAUUUUAGCGGUUUAUUGCAUCUAUAAUGAUAUUACCAAUUGCACAAUAACGGCCAAUUUUCUUAAAACACCGAUUGACCCAAAAGCUUAAAUUGAUAGGUGAAGUUAGAUUUAAUUAUAUUGCAUCUAACACUCCCCUCAAUUGUGGGCUUAAAAUAUGGAGAACGUUCAACAAGUAGAAAUGAAUAUUAAUUGGGGAGCAAUGAGCAAUGUAGAGAUUUAAAUCUAAGACCUCCUGAACCAACCUACUCUGAUACCAUCUUAAAUCACCAUUGACCCAAAAGCUUAAGCUGAUAGGUGAAGGUAGAUUUAACUAUAUAUCAUCCAAUGAAUUUUUAUUUUGAAUGUGGUGUGAAAAUCUUUUUAAAUCUCUCAAGAGAUCGAAAAGGAGUGCAUAGACUAUUUAAAGUUCUUUCCUUUUCCUGAGAAUUCAAUGAAUUGUUUUUUUAAUUUUGAAUGUUUUGCUUAUCUCGUGUCGUUACUCUUGAGCAUAGUUAAAACUCAUUAGUGAAGUUGUUUAUAUCAAGCUCCUGUCUUCCUCUGAAGUUAAGCAUUUUAAGUUCUAAUUAAUGCCCUAGGUUGACAUCUUUGCAAAGGUAAAACGCUACUAUAGUAUUUUUCAUUUCCCCUCCAUAUGAUUAAAAUUAUGUAUAAUGAGUUUUUGCAACUCAUUGAAUGAGUAAUCUUAAAGACUGUGUAUGAUUUCUAGAAGAAGGAGAAUGGGUAGCCAAACUAUUCAAAGCCAUGAACGCUCCAGAACAUAUUGGACACCAGUAAUGGAACGUUACUUUAUUGAUCUUAUGUUGGAGCAGCUUCACAGAGGAAACAGGAGUGGGCACACUUUCAACAAGCAGGCAUGGACUGAGAUGCUUACGAUGUUCAAUUCAAAAUUUGGAUCUCAGUAUGAUAAAGAUGUAUUGAAGAGUCGCUAUACAAAUUUGUGGAAGCAAUUCAACGAUGUAAAGAAUCUAUUAGGUCAUAGUGGUUUUUCAUGGGACGAAGGUCGACAAAUGGUAACAGCUGAUGAUUAUGUAUGGGACAUUUACAUCAAGGCUCAUCCGGAUGCACGAUCCUAUAAAACUAAAGCAGUACUGAAUUUUAGUGAUUUAUGCCUGAUAUAUGGAUACACUAGUGCUGAUGGAAGGUACAGUCGAUCAAGUCAUGAUAUAGACUUUGAUGAUGAAGUCCAAGCUGUAAAUACAGGUGAUACCAUUGGCUGCCCUGCACCUCCUGAUCGUCCAAGAACAGAUUGGACGCUAGAAAUGGACCAGUAUUUCAUUGAGCUUAUGCUGGAUCAAGUAGGAAGAGGCAAUAAGACGUCUAAUACAUUCAAUAAACAAGCAUGGACUGAUAUGCUUGCAUUGUUUAAUGCUAAAUUUGGUCCCCAGCAUGGUAAAAGGGUGUUAAGACACCGAUAUAAGAAAUUAUGGAAAUACUACAGCGAUAUUAUGAAUCUACUUCAACAAAAUGGAUUUUGCUGGGAUGAAGUACAGCAAAUGGUGGUUGCUGCUGAUGAUAUUUGGGACACUUAUGUUAAGACACACCCAUUUGCACGAAGUUACAGAAUGAAAGCCUUGCCAAACUACUAUGACUUGGUUCUCAUAUAUGGCAAUGUAAUUGAUAAUGAGAACCAGAAUCAUUUGCAUCUAGAUAAAAACCUUCAAGACGACAUAUCAGAGGUAAAGUGUGGAGAAUCAAAUGAAAAUCAAAUGGCAACUGUCAGCGAUCGUACAAGAACAUAUUGGACGCCCCCGAUGGAUCGUUACCUCAUAGACUUACUACUAGAACAGGUGCAUAGGGGCAAUAAAAUCGGCCAGUCAUUUGUGAGUCAUGCUUGGAUUGACAUGGUUACUGCUUUCAAUGCCCAAUUCAGAGCUCACCAUGACAAGGAUGUGCUGAAAAAUCGAUACAAACAUUUGAGACGGUUGUAUAAUGACAUAAAGAUUCUUCUCGAACAAAAAGGAUUUUCUUGGGAUGAAAAUCGUGAAAUUGUUACUGCUGAUGAUCAUGUUUGGGAUGCUUACACCAAGGAUCACCCUGAUGCCCGAUCAUAUAGAGUUAAAACUGUACCAAGCUAUCACAAGUUGUGUUUUAUAUUUGGUGAAGAAAGUUCUGACAGAAGAUAUAGCCGUUUGGCGCAUGAUACGGAUCCAAGUAAUGGAGUGCCUGUUCUGAUGACUAAUGAAAGGAGAAAUGAUCAAGUCCCUGCUGGACCUUUUCCCAUGAUAGAUUGGACGCCACAGAUGGAUCGCUCUUUUAUUGAUCUUAUGCUCGAACAAUUACAAGAAGGAAAUACCUUUGGCCAAGCAUUUAGGGAGCAAGCAUGGACUCACAUGAUUAUAUCAUUCAAUGAGAGGUUCAAACUUCAAUGUGACAGAUAUAUUCUUGAAGAUCGUUAUUUCUGGUGGAUGAAGCAAUACAGCGACAUCUACAAUCUUCUCAAUCACAGGGGGUUCGUGUGGAAUGAAUCUCAACAAUUGAUUACUGCUGUGGAUGAUCUCUGGGAAGCUUAUGGAAAGGAACAUCCAGAUGCCCUCUUGUACAAAGACAAAUUCCUAGGGUACUAUACUGAUUUGUGCAAGAUUUUUGGAAACGUAUUAGACAGAGUAGUUGAUGGUCGGUGUACAGGUGAAACUGAUAACGAAAAUGUGGAGAUAAAGAUGGCUGGACAUGAACACCUACUACUAACAUCAAGAGAGAUUCAUAUUUCUCAACAGAGAAAGCGCCCUGCAGAGAUAGCAUCAUUGGACACAGAGCUGUUGAAGAAAGUGCAUAGAACUGAGAACGACGUGCAGAAAGCUCUCCCUGGGAUGGCAGGUGUAGUCACUAGAUUGGUGAACAUGAAACAACACCAUAACUAUAAAGCAGUGGAAGGUGCCAUUGAUGCACUUCAAGCUAUACCAGACAUCGAUGAUGAACUGAUGUUAGAUGCCUGUGACCUAUUAGAAGAUGAAAGGAAGGCAAAAACAUUUGUGGCUCUGGAUGCAACCUUGCGAAAGAAGUGGUUAUUAAGAAAGCUUCGUUUGCAAUAAUAUCAAGCCAUCUCCCUUGCAGUAACUAGCAAGUAUUUUGCUAACUUCCUACUAAGUUUACCGAGUCAAAAAGAGGAUUUUUGUUUGUAAUUUCACAUAUUAUUGUCUGGUUUCAUCCACCUCUCCAUGAUAGAUCAAAUCAUGUAGUUAUAACUUAUAAGUGACUGAAGCUAAUUUUUACCUUAAACAUUCGCUCUAACUGUAUACAUGGAGUAUAAAAAUGGAAAAAGGUUUCCCCCA
This is a messenger RNA of Benincasa hispida (wax gourd), 3923 nucleotides long. Its product is annotated as Myb/SANT-like DNA-binding domain protein. The record is from RefSeq and is a predicted model, not a curated record. Lineage: Eukaryota; Viridiplantae; Streptophyta; Magnoliopsida; Cucurbitales; Cucurbitaceae.